Molecule: messenger RNA, 4360 nt
Organism: Argiope bruennichi
Lineage: Eukaryota; Metazoa; Arthropoda; Arachnida; Araneae; Araneidae
Product: cell division cycle and apoptosis regulator protein 1-like
Exons: 23
Coding region: 436-4194 (1252 amino acids)
Biological process (GO): regulation of DNA-templated transcription
Cellular component (GO): nucleus
Source: RefSeq, a predicted model, not a curated record
GCUAAGAUGGCUACUGUUAGAUGACGUUAGAUCGUUUCUAUGCACUGAAAUUAUAUGGAAUGAUUUCAGUGUUUGAUCCUUUUACAAAACAUUCGAUGUGAAUUUUUAACUCGCAACUUGUUUUUUAAGUGUUUGAACUUGUCACUUAUUUUUGUUAGUUUGUAUGUAAAAAAAAAAAUCGAUGGACAAUCUCUUAUCAUGUAACAAUGUGACGUUAAUCCUGAAGGAUAGGAAACUUUAUUAUUGUUAUAGGACUUGCUUCUGAAUUUUCUUGUUGCAAAUAAAUAAAAAUAUUACUUGAAACAUAAAUAAACUUUUAGCAGAAAUAAUUUCGCCUGUUUCCUAUUUUUCUCUUACAAAAAAGAUUAUUUUUGUGCUUUCACUAUUCAUCAUUAUUUUUAAAGAUACUUUUGAAUUUUCAAGUUGGAGAGCUUCAUGAUGUCCCAAUUUGUUGCUACGAAAAACCCACCUUGGGUUAGAGCUACUGCUGCUGGUUUAGUUCAGCCUCCACCUGCUGGCUCUUCUAUUAUAACAGCACAGCAAAUAUCCCAUGCUUCUGCCGCAGGAACUGGACUUGCAGGUGCAGGUUUAGGUCCUGGGGCUGGACUUGCACCUGCAACAGGUCUUGCUGGCACUGGACUUACUGCUGGUGGUGCUAAUUCUUUGGCUACAGCCGCUGCUGUGGUUGCAGCUGCACAGAAUCAGCAGGCCCAGCAGGCUCCAGCUGUUAGUGCGUCAUAUGGCACAGGUCUGGCCGCAAUAACUUUAACACAGAGUGCUUUGCAGCAAGGAGCAAUGCUUCAGCAACAAGGGAUUGCCAUUCCUGCUUCAUUAGCUGCUACUACUCAAGUGGCAAAUGUAAAUAAUGGAAUGGUAGUAGAAAUUGCUCGCCUACCACAACCUGGUGUUGCAUUACCAACAUCUCUUGCAACAACUCAGGUAGCUACUGUAAGUUAUCCUGCUCCCAGACUCUUAGCCCAGACCACUCAAUAUCAAGGUCCUCAACCACAUCCUCAUCAAACAGCUGUUGUUCAGCAGGCAGCUGCAGCUGUAGUUCAGCAGCAUCCUGCUCCACAACAACCCCAGCAACAAGCUCAGCAAUAUAAGCAUAGGGUAUUUACUGGCACUGUAACAAAAUUACAUGAAAAUUUUGGGUUUGUGGAUGAAGAUGUUUUCUUCCAAAUGAGUGCUGUGAAGGGAAAUAUACCAAAAGCAGGUGAGAGGGUCCUUGUUGAAGCUUCGUAUAAUUCCAAUAGUCCAUUUAAAUGGAAUGCUACUAGAAUUCAAGUUCUUCCUAAUCAAGUUAUAUCUAAUCAAGUUGUUCAGUUAAAUGUGCCUCAAGGAAACAAUAAUCGCCCUGCCAUUGGACAGCAAGGACCUUUAACUGCAGUAGUAGCUGCCCCUGUAUCUUUAGGAAUUAAUGUUUCUCAAAAUGUGAAUAUGAAUGCUGCAAUUGCAAAUGUAGCAAAUAAUCAAGCUGGUUUUACUACAGUAGCUCAACCUGGUCGAUGGCAAGUUCAGCAGGAAAUGGCUGUCAUAGAAACUUUGGGUCAACAGCAACAGCAGCAAAGAUUAGCUAUUCAACAUAAUAAUCAACAUCCUUGGGUACAAGAAGUGGAUUUUGGUGAAUUAAUGGAUAAUAAAGGACCAAGAAUGUCUAAUGUUGUUAGAAGGCAUUCACCGCCAUCUCGUCGUGAAAGAGAACGAGACAGAGAAGUGCGGAGAGAUGAUAGACGGGACAGAUAUCGUGAAAGAGAGAGGUACUCACCACCACCCAGGAAGCGUUCCAGAUCACCACGGCGAUCGAGUCGUAGCCCUCCACGUAGGAGACAACGAACUGUUCCUCGAUAUACUGUCCAGAUACCAAAAAUAUCCUUAGAUCUUAAAACUGGAAAUGUUAUGGAAUUGCGUAAACGUUAUUCCAAUCUUUAUAUUCCUUCGGAUUUUUGCGCUGCUAGUUUCCUCUGGCAAGAUGUUUUCCCCCUUCAUAGACCAUUUGUAAUGGAUCAUCCAUGUAAUUUUCAUAUUGUUGGGAAAGAUACAGAACCUAUACUUGAAAAUGAUGCAGUCCUUGAACCACCAGAUGCAGACUACACCUACAGUGCCAAAGUGAUGCUUAUGUCCAUUCCAUCGCUGAAUGAAAUAUUCAAGAAAUCUUGUGCCUUAGCACAAGAUGGUGAUGAUGCAAAAGAAAAUUUUGUCCAUCCUACACGGUUAAUUAGCUUCCUUGUUGGUCUAAAAGGAAAGAAUGAAACUGUAGCCAUAGGUGGACCUUGGUCUCCUUCAUUGGAUGGACCAAACCCUGAGAAGGACCCAGCUACUUUAGUUAAAACUGCUAUUCGAACAUGUAAAGCUUUAACUGGAAUAGAUUUGAGCAAAUGCAGUCAGUGGUAUCGUUUUGCUGAGAUCUACUACCGGCGGGGAGAGUCGUCGAGCCACAAAGGCCGCGGCAUGCGCGUCGAAACUGUGGUUCUUUUCGUGCCAGAUGUUUGGAGCUGCCUCCCCACACGUGUAGAGUGGGAUGGCAUGAUUGCUACUGGAUGUUGCAAAAAACCGCUUCAGCCGAAGCUCCCUGAAGAAACUUCAGACCUUGAAGCCCAGGAAGAAGAAGAAGGUGCACCAGAAGCUGAGAAAAAGGAACCUACUCAUUUUUCGGAAUUAGAUCCUAAAACAAUAAAAGUGAAUGAUCUUAAACGUGAGUUAGAAGCUAGGAAUCUAAGUGUAAAGGGAUUAAAAUCACAGCUGAUAGCUAGAUUGACUAAAGCACUGAAAACUGAAUCAGAAAAGGAAUCCGAAGAAAAGUUAGCUGAACUGAAGCAAGAGAAUGUAGAAGAAAAUACUGAUGGUAAUGGUGAAGACGAUAAGAAAAAAGAAAAGGAAGAAGAUAAAAAAUCUAAAGAUGAAAAAGAGAAAGUUGGUGGGGAAAAAAUAAAUUUUCCUGAUAGUCCAGCUGUAAUAGUACAGCCUUCAAGAACUGCAAAAAAUGGAAAAUUUGAUUGUGCAGUUAUGUCUUUGUCAUUAUUACUGGAUUAUCGGCAAGAAGACAAUAAAGAACAUUCAUUUGAAGUAUCCCUAUUUGCAGAAAUAUUUAAUGAAAUGAUGAUGCGGGACUUUGGUUUCCGCAUUUAUCGUGGGCUUGUGGAAGCACCAGAAAUAAAGGAUGAUGAGAAAGAUAAAAAGAAGGGAGAUAAAAAGGAGGACAAAAAAGAUAGAAAAGAUGAAAAAGAUGAUAAUCGUAGAAGAGAUGAUUCUAAUGAGCAUGAAUCGGAGAAAGAUGAUGAUGAAUCGGAAGAGGAUGAAUGUGAUGAUGACAAACGAGAAAAGAAAAAACGAAGGAAAAAGAAGUUACAAAUGAUAACUUAUGAUCCUUAUUUAUUACUUUCUUUUGUGUAUUUUGAUCAAACACAUUGUGGAUACAUACUGGAUAAAGAUAUUGAAGAAAUAUUUUAUACUCUUGGUUUGAUGUUGUCUCGUGCCCAAGCUCGGAAAUUAAUUCAAAAAGUUUGCAAACGUGAAAUUUUUCAUUAUCGUAAAUUAACAGAUCGUCCAGUUGACAGUGAUAAAAUUUGCAAAGCAGAUGUGUCUAAAAUAAAUAUUGAAGAUUUAGCUAUAGGAAACAAGAAAUAUAUACCUUCUCUAAAACACGUGCCCAUGGACAAUUGUAAUUCAGUCAAAAAAGAGAAUGGAUCAAAUUCAUCACUGAUAUCUUAUCAAGGGGCACUUGUUGAUGUUGGUAAAUUGAUGGAGCAGAUCGAACGAAGUGAAAAGGCUCGUUUAAAUACUGAUGAGAGUGUUAAAGAAUUACAGAUACAACUUGAAAAUGUGAAUGAAGCAACAUCUAACAAAGAAAAACUUUCGCAAAAGCUUUCUCAGGAAAUCGAAGAGCUAAAACAAAAACUGCAUGCCACUGAAGAAGAAUUGAGAAGAACUCAGAUUGAAUCAGAAAAAUAUCAUAAAACAUUAUGCAGCCUUAAGGAAGGUCUGCAGUCUUCUCUUUUCUUGACUGAUAAUGCUCUAAACAAAAGCAAAUCCUCAAGAUUAAGAAGCUUUAGAGAAUCAGACAAUUAUAACAUGUGCUAUGACUCUAAUAAUAAAUCUGAUCGUAAAAGUAGAGAUACUGAGAAAGAAAUGAAUGGUGAUGAUGCUGUUGGUUCUGUAGCUAACCAUAAGCAAGAAGCAAUGGAAGAAGAAUAAGUUUUAUAUUCUUUUGUACAUAAUACUAAAUAUUGUAAAUUAUUAUGACUUCUUUUUGUAUUUGCGUACUUGCAAUUGAAGAUGUUGAUCUUUAAUUAUUUUGCAAUGUAUUAGAACUGUGAAUCAUUUUGGCUCAAAAUACAUUAUGUUACUAACUUGUGCAAAA